Molecule: messenger RNA, 2444 nt
Organism: Carassius carassius (crucian carp)
Lineage: Eukaryota; Metazoa; Chordata; Actinopteri; Cypriniformes; Cyprinidae
Product: double-stranded RNA-specific editase 1-like
Exons: 9
Coding region: 351-2444 (697 amino acids)
Biological process (GO): RNA processing; adenosine to inosine editing
Cellular component (GO): cytoplasm; nucleolus
Molecular function (GO): double-stranded RNA adenosine deaminase activity; tRNA-specific adenosine deaminase activity; double-stranded RNA binding
Source: RefSeq, a predicted model, not a curated record
GCAGCGUCAUUGUCAUUUUUUUGCAGUUAACUGUUAAAGAUGAUUAUAAAACGAGGGGACCUGAAAUCUCUAAAAGAAUCCAAGAAUCUGCAACAGAAUAGCAGAUGUACACAAAUAGUGACAGCCCUUGAAUUCUUCUCUCUUCUGCAUUUUUCCAUCUUAUCAGUGAGAUCCUGUUACAUGUUUUCCACUUGCUUGUUGCCUUUGAGCUAGUGCAGAAUCCACAGUAUCCUCAGAGUCUUUUAAGGGGGCAUGGUCAGGAAGUUAACACCGUGCCCAGGAGGACAAUUUGUAGACAGGCAGCACAGAGGAAAAGUGAAGGUUGUUGACAACUCUGAAAUUGGAGUGUGAUGAUUCAGUCUGGUUCGUGUAGCAUGGACGUUAAAGAAAACCGCAACCUUGACAACCUCUUCUCCAAAGAAGUGCUGGGGGAGGGGCCUCACUUAACCAAUGGAAAUGCUCGGGGAUUGAGCAGGAAACGCCCUCUGGAGGAGGGCAACAAAGGCCACGGGCAUUCCAAAUUCCGGCCCAAGAAGCGCAGGAAACCGCAAGGGCCAGUCUUGCCAAAAAAUGCUCUCAUGCAACUGAACGAAAUCAAACCAGGACUGCAGUACAAGCUUCUGUCUCAGACGGGGCCAGUACAUGCACCCGUGUUCGUCAUGACCGUUGAGGUUAACGGACAGUUAUUUGAGGGCUCAGGCCCAACGAAGAAGAAAGCCAAACUGAAUGCGGCCGAAAAAGCUCUGCGCUCUUUUGUUCAGUUUCCCAAUGCAUCCGAAGCUCAUCUUGCGAUGGGCCGCACGCUGACCGUUAACGCAGACUUCACUUCAGAUCAAGCAGAUUUCCCAGACAUGCUAUUUAAUGGAUUUGAGACGCCCACACCGCCUGAUGACACCUUCUACUUGAGUCUUGGCAGCAAUGGGUCUCUCUGCUCCUUAAACGAAUACCCUUUGCCCGUGGCGCUGAAAAACAUCAACCGGUCACGUCCUCCUCUCCCACUACCCCCUGCAUUCACAAUGCCCCCUACAGGCAGUGGCAAAAAUGCUGUGAUGAUCCUAAAUGAGCUUCGGCCUGGACUGAAGUAUGAGUUUGUGGCUGAGAGCGGUGAAAGCCAUGCCAAGAACUUUAUAAUGGCAGUUACUGUAGAUACACAGAUGUUCCAAGGUUCUGGACGGAAUAAAAAGCUGGCGAAAGCGAGGGCAGCCCAAGCCGCUCUGUCAGGCCUUUUUAACAUGCAACUGGACCAGACACCAUCCCGGCAGCCAAUCCCAAGAGAGGGACUUCAGCUACACCUUCCUCAGGUCCUCGCAGAUGCCGUCUCCCAUUUAGUUGUUGAAAAGUUCAGUGAGCUGACGGAUAACUUCACAUCUCCACAUGCACGGCGGAAAGUUCUUGCAGGUGUUGUCAUGACAACCGGUACAGAUGUGAAGGAUGCUCAGGUGAUUUGCGUCACCACAGGAACCAAGUGUAUAAAUGGGGAGUACAUGAGUGAUCGAGGACUGGCCCUUAACGACUGCCAUGCUGAGAUCAUCGCACGUCGCUCCCUCAUCAGAUACCUGUACAGUCAGAUGGAAUACUUCCUCAGCGACAGCACUGAGGAACAUGAGAAAUCCAUAUUCAGAUGGUGUAGUGAACAUGGCUACCAGCUAAAAGACGAUAUUCAGUUCCAUCUGUAUAUCAGCACGUCGCCCUGCGGAGACGCCCGGAUCUUCUCCCCUCAUGAGGCUGGUGCCGAGGACCAGGGCGACCGACAUCCAAACCGCAAAGCUCGCGGACAACUGCGAACCAAGAUUGAGUCUGGAGAAGGUACAAUACCUGUUCGUACGAGUAACACCAUUCAGACCUGGGAUGGCGUGUUGCAGGGAGAACGACUGCUAACCAUGUCGUGUAGUGACAAGAUUGCCAGAUGGAACGUCAUUGGAGUGCAGGGGUCUCUUCUGAGUUAUUUUACAGAACCCAUCUAUUUCUCUAGUUUAAUUUUGGGAAGUCUGUAUCAUGCGGACCAUCUUUCCAGAGCCAUGUACCAGCGCAUCGCCGACAUAGACGAUCUGCCCAAGCCAUUCGCCCUCAACAGACCUCUUCUUAGUGGUAUCAGUAACACAGAAGCAAGGCAACCUGGGAAAGCUCCCAACUUCAGCGUCAACUGGACAGUCGGAGAUCAGGGGUUGGAGAUCAUUAAUGCCACCACAGGAAAAGAUGAUCUCGGAAGACCGUCUCACCUUUGUAAACAAGCCCUCUACAACCGCUGGGUCUGUCUACAUGCCAAGCUCAGUGAGACUCUGCGGAUCCAAGGAUCUCGGCCAGGCUCCUACCACGAGGCAAAACAAGCGGCAGUGGAGUAUCACGCGGCCAAACAGACUCUCUUCAAAGCUUUCUACAAAGCAGGACUUGGAGCAUGGGUUGAAAAACCCAUUGAACAAGACCAGUUUUCCCUUACUUCUUAA